AAAGUUCUCUCUCUCCUAAAUGGAGGCAGCCUCUUAUUUCAGUAAGUAAAAACCAAAAAUUGACCCAGUGCAGGAGAACAAAUUCAUCUGUUCAUACAGCACCCGGACUCUGAAUGGUUGAGCAUUAAGCAGGGCUGUGUAAAGAGAUUUCUUUCUAGAAGCUUCUUCUGCUUUCCUAGAAAGGUUGCAUACGACAUGCUUUGGUUUCAUACUCCUCACAUUGUUUAGCAAAGCAACACUGGAAAAAAAUGAUUCCUGAAUGUGGGGUUACACAUUUAACUUGCCCUCUCUGCAGUCACGUCAGCAUCACGCUGUAUGGUUUGUGAGUAAGCCUGUUUGCAUGCUCACACCUCAUGAGGCCUUGGGUUUUCACCAGCAGCAGCCAUUCGUGGCAGUUAAGUUCUUUCCCCCCCCCCCCCCCCCCCCCCCAAAAUGAACCCUUUUCAGCCUCGUGGCACCCAGAGGCUGCAGCUCCAGUGGCCUCCAGGUGUUUGGCCAAAAGCAGGGGGCAUCUUUGAUCCUUGGAGUCACACUCAUGGGCUGCACAGAGCAAUGGUGUGACAAGAGAACGUGUUAUCAAGGGGGAAUGGUGGCUGCAGCUCUGCCUGCCAGUCUGUUGGACUCAGGGUGUAGCAGAGUAAGGAGCAGUUCGUUCUUUCCAUCCUCCAAAUGUAAACCAUUAAUUUUCCUUGUAGUGUUGUCUGUACUGGACAUUGAAGUUUCUUGAUGGUGAUGUAAGAGAACGUAGAGUGCUUUGGAGUGUUGUGUAGUGCAGCCUUUAAUUGAAAGAUGCACGGGUGGUUAAGGACAUGGCAACGGGGAAAUCUAAAGGCUAUGGCUUUGUCUCCUUCUUCAAUAAAUGGGAUGCAGAGAAUGCUAUUCAGCAGAUGGGCGGCCAGUGGCUUGGUGGAAGGCAAAUCAGAACAAACUGGGCAACGAGAAAACCUCCAGCUCCAAAGAGUACAUACGAAUCAAACACCAAACAGCUGUCUUACGAUGACGUGGUCAAUCAGUCCAGUCCCAGCAACUGCACCGUGUACUGUGGAGGUGUCACUUCAGGCCUGACAGAGCAGUUAAUGCGCCAGACCUUCUCUCCAUUCGGACAGAUAAUGGAAAUCCGAGUCUUCCCAGAUAAAGGCUACUCCUUUGUACGGUUUAAUUCUCACGAGAGCGCCGCACACGCCAUCGUUUCUGUCAAUGGGACAACUAUAGAGGGCCAUGUGGUGAAGUGCUACUGGGGGAAGGAGACGCCUGACAUGGUCAGCCCAGUGCAGCAGAAUCAAAUUGGAUAUCCUCAGGCUUACGGGCAGUGGGGGCAGUGGUAUGGCAACGCACAGCUGGGGCAGUACGUGCCCAACGGGUGGCAGGUCCCCGCCUAUGGGAUGUACGGGCAGGCGUGGAACCAGCAGGGCUUCAAUCAGACACAGUCAUCAGCAGCGUGGAUGGGAGCAAACUACAGCGUGCAGCCCCCACAGGGGCAGAAUGGCAGCGUGCUGACAAACCAGGCCGGGUACCGAGUGGCAGGAUUUGAGACACAGUGAGAACCCAACGCUGCAGCUGGGUGCUGGUGGGGCUCGAGCAGCAUCACAAAGAUGUGUCAGAUCAAGUCAGUGCAAGCAUCAGAUGCAAUGUAUUUAUUUAAGAGAGAGAAAGAAAGAAAGAAAAAAAAAAAUUUUUUAAUCGUGAAGUUGUCAUCCACGUUGUUUAAAAAAAACAAAAAACAAAAAACACAAAAAACGAGAUGCUGGAUGUCUGCCAACCAUUGCCUUCUUUUCCUCUUUUCUAGAUGUGUUUCUUAACGAUCCACUGUUGAAACACAGCAAAUUGCAGGGACUACUGCCACUUAAACUUGGGGGCAGCAAAUUGCACAAUGUCAAACUUGUUGUUUUGUUGUUUUUGUUUUUGGUUUUUUUUUUCCUCGGGAGCAGCGUGCGGUUGUGGUUUGCAUUCCGAACGAUUUACAAUGUAUUAUAAAAGCUGUUGUACAAAAAAAAAAAAAAAAAAAAA
This is a messenger RNA of Phasianus colchicus (ring-necked pheasant), 2007 nucleotides long. RefSeq names its product TIA1 cytotoxic granule associated RNA binding protein (gene TIA1). Gene Ontology annotation, molecular function: RNA binding. The record is from RefSeq and is a predicted model, not a curated record. NCBI's taxonomy places the organism in Eukaryota, Metazoa, Chordata, Aves, Galliformes, Phasianidae.